GAAGAUAACCUUUCUUUUGACAGCUGUUGUGUGAUUAGGUUUGCGUGUCAAGCUUUCUAACAAAUUUUUGCUAAAUUUUAUAAAUUAUUUAAGAAAAUGCCUUUAUCACCACAUAAAAAUGAAGACUUUGACGUGGUCAAAUAUUUCCUUAAAUUGCUGGACGACGAUAAGGAGCUUUCAUCUGGUAUUGCGGCCAUAAAAACUCUUUUAAUGAUAUUGGAAAAGAAGCAAUUUGGCACUAUUCAUAUUCUACAGAAUACUAUGCAGGAAGCUGUGGCGGCCAUGCGUAAUACAGAUCUUUCUAUAGCAGCUGUGGUGUCGGGCGGUGAACUGUUCUGUCGUUUUAUUACUUUAAGUUUGGAUGAUCGUGGCAUGGAGGAGUGCCGCGAGAUCAUGUUAAAUCGUGGAAAAAUAUUUUUAACCAAAUUAUUGAAUUCUCGUAAUGUUAUUGCUCAACAAGCUCAAAAGUUUAUUACCGAUGGUUGUCGCGUAUUGACCCAUUCCAGAUCCCGAGUAGUGUUAAAGGCUUUAUUGACGGCAGCCAAGUCUAACAAACAGUUUCAUGUGUUUGUUACACAAGGAGGUCCAGAUAACUCAGGAGAACAAAUGAUAGCCGAAUUGGAACGAGCUGGCAUUGACUGCACUAUGAUCUUAGAUUCAGCUACAGGCUAUGUAAUGGAAUCUGUGGAUUUUGUUAUGGUGGGUGCUGAAGCCGUGGUUGAAAGUGGAGGCAUUAUAAAUCGUAUUGGUAGUUUCACAAUGGGUUUAUGUGCCAGAGAAAUGAAGAAACCAUUCUAUGUUCUGUCCGAAAGUUUUAAAUUUACACGACUAUAUCCACUUAAUCAAAGAGAUUUGCCAGAUGAAUACAAGUACUCCCGCAAACAUUUAAGUGAUGUUUCCAAAGUACAUCCAUUGGUUGAUUAUACACCACCUGCUUAUAUUACAUUACUUUUUACAGAUUUAGGCAUUUUAACACCUUCAGCUGUAAGUGAUGAAUUAAUUAAACUAUACAUGUAAAUCUUGGCAUUGCUUUGCUCUUUUUAUGGAAAUAAAUAUUUUUUACAUAAAUAUUUUGGUUAAAAACCAACUUAA
Molecule: messenger RNA, 1092 nt
Organism: Calliphora vicina (urban bluebottle blowfly)
Lineage: Eukaryota; Metazoa; Arthropoda; Insecta; Diptera; Calliphoridae
Gene: eIF2Balpha
Product: eukaryotic translation initiation factor 2B subunit alpha
Exons: 5
Coding region: 97-1017 (306 amino acids)
Biological process (GO): translational initiation
Cellular component (GO): eukaryotic translation initiation factor 2B complex
Molecular function (GO): translation initiation factor activity; guanyl-nucleotide exchange factor activity
Source: RefSeq, a predicted model, not a curated record